This is a messenger RNA of Maudiozyma saulgeensis, 1596 nucleotides long. Lineage: Eukaryota; Fungi; Ascomycota; Saccharomycetes; Saccharomycetales; Saccharomycetaceae. The record is from the annotation of a GenBank genome assembly.
AUGUCAAAUCUUUCAGGUAAAAAUAAUAUAGUUACUAAGGAGAAGGAAGAAGAACAAGAAGAAGAAUCUCAUAUUGAUGCUUCACCAACUACAAACUCUAGAUAUAUUACAUAUGAUGCUGAGGCUCGUGCUAAUAGGGUCAAUGCCACCAAGGAGAACAAAUUUAAAAAUAUGAUUACAAUCAUUGCUUCAGGAUUUGCUCUAAUUAGUGAUGGUUAUGUGAAUGGAUCUAUGAGUAUGUUAAAUAAAGUAUUCGCAAUGGAAUAUGGGACAAAAGUGAACUAUUCUUCUCAAGUGUCAACAAGAGUUUCUAAUGCUUCUUUGGUUGGUAUUAUUUUUGGUCAAUUCUUUAUGGGUAUUGCCGCAGAUUAUUACAGUAGAAGAUCAUGUAUCCUGGUUGCGACACUUAUUCUGGUAAUAGGUAGUGCUCUGUGUGCUGCAUCUCAUGGUACAACCGUCCCAGGUAUGUUUUGGAUGCUUACUGUUAUGAGAGGGUUAGUGGGUAUUGGUGUCGGGUCUGAAUACCCAACAAGUACAUUAAGUGCAAAUGAGUCAGCCAACGAAUACACUACUAAGAGAAGAGGAGGUAUCUUGGUCCUAGUUACUAACUUUCCUCUAGCUUUUGGUGGCCCAUUUUCAUCUAUUAUUUUCUUAAUUGUUUUCAAGAUUUGCAAAGGUACUAAACAUCUUGAAGCUUUAUGGAGGACUAUUUUUGCUCUAGGUUGCUUUUGGCCUUUGACAGUUUUCUAUUUUCGUUGGAAGACCGCCACCACUGAAAUAUAUGAGAAAGGUAGAAUUAAGAGAAAGAUUCCUUAUUUUUUAGCACUAAAAUUUUAUUGGAAAAGAUUACUAGGUACUUGUGGUACUUGGUUCAUGUACGAUUUUGUUACUUUCCCCAACGGUAUCUUUUCCUCUACAAUUAUUGGAUCCGUCAUAAAGGAUAAAAAUGAUUUAGAAAAGAUAGCAGAAUGGAAUCUAUUAUUAGGUGUCUUAUCAUGUCUUGGUGUCCCAAUCGGUGCUUAUCUUUCUGACCGUAUUGGUAGAAAAUAUACUCUAAUGAUUGGGUUUUCUGGUUAUAUAAUUUUUGGUUUAAUCAUUGGUUGUGCCUAUGAACAGAUAUCAAAGAUUACCCCAUUAUUCAUUAUCUUUUAUGCAUUAAUGAAUAUGCUAGGUAACGCAGGUCCUGGGGAUAUGCUUGGUGUUAUCAGUAGUGAAUCAUCAGCUACUGCGGUAAGAGGUGUCUUUUAUGGUAUUUCUGCUGUUACAGGGAAAAUUGGUUCAGUUGUUGGUGUAGAAUGUUUCCAACCAAUCAGAAAUCAUCUAGGAGCAAGAUGGACAUUUAUUAUUGCAGCAAUAUGUGGUUUAUUAGGUGUAUUGAUCACUUUUUUCUUAGUGCCUCAUUCUCUGGAGAGUGAUUUAAUGAAACAAGAUGUGGAGUUUCAUAAUUACUUAGUAGCUCAGGGCUGGACAGGUAAGAUGGGUUUUGAUGAGGAUAUGGAAACAAGUGAAGAUGAACCUUUAGAAUGUAAUGUUGAAUGGGAGGCCGAUACAAAGAAAAACGGCGAAGUAGUCACCGUGAGACAAAUAGACCCUUAG